AUGUCAUUCAAUGCACAGAACAUCCAUUCCCUCAGCCAAUCGGCCAGGCAGCGAACGACGGCUGCUUCUGGCCUCGUAUUCGAUGCCUCACAGUUCAAAGUACAGAUAGGGAAGGAUGUUUCCACCGAAAUCAUUCAAUCAUUGCAGGCCGAAUUUGGUCUGAAUAUGGGUAGUGCCAUAGAUAAGUUCUACAACAUGGACGAGCAGGAGGAUGCUCCUGCGCAGCCAGAACCGCCAGCAAACAUCCAUAAUGAAACCGAGGGCAUCGCUCCCACCGAACCUGUCAAGUCAGGAAAUGACGAUCCUCUCAAUCGCAAAGAAUUUGUUGUAAAAGACCAGUACUGGGACAAAGUGAGGCGACGCUAUGUCGUUUGCAAACCGGCCCAGCCUCGAGAAUCCUCAUUGAAGCACAAACCGUGUGUAAUAUACGCGCUGAGGGUAUACACAGAGGAUAUGAUUACUUUCAAUACAAAAUUACGGAUCCCGGGACAAAAGUUGCGGAAUGCAUUGCAAAAUAUAUUCAGAGGCGCACAAGGCUUUGGCCUGACUGACAGCGAGAAUACAGAGAUUCGCCCUGAAUUCCUCUUCUGGGCGAAACCAGAACUUCAGAUCCUCGCCAAGCAUUACUCAAGUGUUGAAGACAAGGUUGCUUUGUUUGAAAUGAAUGCGGCAUUGAACUUCAUCGAGAAGGAGUACGAAACCAUGAUUUCGAUAUUACCAUCACUGUUACCUCAUUCAAUCACCUUCGAGUACCUUUGGGCCCUUCUUCCACCCGAUUGCCUGGUUGUGGGCAUUGAUUCUCUAGGUCUCACGCGAAUCUGGCGAGUGCGCAGCCAUUCAACCGUACCCAUUGACGGGAGACUCUUCUUCGUAAUGAAAACUGAGGUCCUUGAAUGGGAUGGCGAUGACAUGGGAUACGCACAGGCAUCACUAAAGAUCCCAGCUUUCGAGGGUUUCAGGGCCCUUGAAGAGCUCCCUUACGUGCCCUUAAAGCAUCACCCCCGACGCGAAGAAAUGGUUGAGCAUAUCCAGCAACGCAACACCCGAACUCUCAGAUUUUGGAAAUUGGGCUUCCAACUUCAGGAACACCAAGGCACCGGAUUAGCCACGCCUCGUGAGGAGCUUGAAUUAUACCCUUUCAGCGGUCGUGUCAUUAUAGACCCCAAGAUGAUGCGAACGACAAACCCUUUUCAUCCUCUUACAUUCAGCCUCAACUUGGAGAAACUUCGUAAGUAUGGUAGAAUAUGGAUCUCGGAUCUUAUGAAAAGUGAAGAUGAACAGGAGGUUCUCAGCGACCUUCUCAAAGAUUCCAAAGACUUCCUAACGGAAAGUAUUAAGGAAGCAAAGCGACCCAGAAGAUUGCAAAUAAGAGGAUUUCCUCCAUCUGAUCCUAACCCAUCUGCUUCUUCACUAUCCCCCGAAGCAGAACCCGUAGCUAUCCAGCUUGAACAACUAUCGAAAGAGCAGCUUCUGCUGGUCUCGGGACUCGUGUAUGGAUACUCGAUGCAGGACGGGAUGUGGGGUGGUUUCGCCGUGGAAAGGGUUUGGGACGUUACCUGGAACACGAACGCCAUGGAGUCCCUGGUACUUGACGAAUCACUUAAGGAUACUGUAACAAAACUGGUUAUAGCAUCUAAUUUCGCCGACUCUGGGUUUGAUGACUUUAUCAAAGGUAAAGGAAAGGGAUUCAUCACCCUGCUGUCUGGACCUCCCGGGUCCGGCAAAACACUGACGGCAGAAGCCAUAGCAGAAACGGCCAGAAUGCCGCUCUAUAUGGUAUCUAGUGGCGCCCUAGGCCAUGAAGCCGAGGAUAUCCACAAGAAGUUGGCCCAGAUACUCAAGCUUGCCAGCCACUGGAAGGCAGUCUUGCUCCUGGACGAGGCAGACGUAUUCCUCGCCGCACGUACCUUGACAGACAUCAAGCGGAACGCAAUCGUAUCCAUUUUCCUCCGGGAGCUGGAGUACUACCAGGGGAUACUCAUCCUGACGACAAACCAUGCCAAUUUCAUCGACCAAGCGUUCCAGAGCCGAAUUCAUUUAUCUCUUCAAUAUGAUGCUCCGGAUCUAGCAGCGCGGAAGAGUAUCUGGCAAAAUUUUGCCAAGGCUACAUCAAACUCUCGAGUCACCAUGAAUCUCAGUGAAGCAGAUCUCGAUAUACUAGCCGCUAUCCCGCUUAAUGGGCGGCAGAUCAAAAAUGCCAUGAGUAACGCCAUCCGUACCACAAUGUCCAGCACAACACGAACGGUCACUGCAAAGGAUCUCAUUGCCACCGCGAAGCUUUCAGGUGUAUUUCCAUUGAAUAAAACCCCUACAACAACCCUCUCGGGGGAGGGACCUCGCGAAGAAGAAUAG
Messenger RNA from Clonostachys solani, 2352 nucleotides. Lineage: Eukaryota; Fungi; Ascomycota; Sordariomycetes; Hypocreales; Bionectriaceae. The record is from the annotation of a GenBank genome assembly.